GAACGGCCCGGGAGGCGGGGCCGCGGGCCCGGGGCGGGCAGGGUUGGUUGCGCGGCGCGGCGGCGGGUCGGGUGCUGUGAGGGGAGGCAGGAAAAUGGCGCUGACGCAGGGCACGAAGCGCAAAGUCUGCUACUACUACGAUGGGGAUGUUGGGAAUUAUUAUUAUGGCCAAGGACAUCCCAUGAAACCCCACAGGAUCCGCAUGACCCACAACCUCCUGCUCAACUAUGGGCUCUACAGGAAGAUGGAGAUCUAUCGUCCUCACAAGGCCAAUGCAGAGGAGAUGACCAAGUACCACAGCGAUGACUACAUCAAAUUCCUCAGGUCCAUCCGCCCUGACAACAUGUCUGAGUACAGCAAGCAGAUGCAAAGAUUUAAUGUUGGGGAGGACUGCCCUGUGUUUGAUGGGCUCUUUGAGUUCUGUCAGCUCUCUGCUGGAGGCUCUGUUGCCAGUGCUGUGAAGCUGAACAAGCAGCAGACAGACAUCGCAGUGAACUGGGCUGGAGGGCUGCACCACGCCAAGAAAUCAGAGGCUUCUGGGUUCUGCUACGUCAACGACAUCGUGCUGGCCAUCCUGGAGCUCCUCAAGUACCACCAGCGAGUGCUGUACAUUGACAUCGACAUCCACCACGGGGAUGGGGUGGAGGAGGCUUUUUACACCACAGACAGGGUCAUGACCGUGUCCUUCCACAAAUAUGGAGAAUAUUUCCCAGGAACUGGGGACCUGAGGGACAUCGGGGCAGGCAAAGGGAAGUACUACGCUGUCAAUUACCCGCUGCGGGACGGCAUCGACGACGAGUCCUACGAAGCCAUCUUCAAGCCUGUGAUCUCCAAGGUGAUGGAGACGUUCCAGCCCAGCGCUGUUGUCCUGCAGUGUGGCUCCGAUUCCCUGUCUGGGGACAGGCUGGGCUGCUUCAACCUCACCAUCAAAGGCCAUGCCAAGUGUGUGGAGUUUGUGAAGAGCUUUAACCUGCCCAUGCUGAUGCUGGGAGGAGGGGGGUACACGAUCCGGAACGUGGCUCGCUGCUGGACCUACGAGACUGCUGUGGCUCUGGACACUGAGAUCCCCAAUGAACUUCCUUACAACGACUACUUUGAGUACUUUGGGCCAGACUUCAAGCUCCACAUCAGCCCCUCCAACAUGACCAACCAGAACACCAACGAGUACCUGGAGAAAAUCAAGCAGAGGCUCUUUGAGAACCUGAGGAUGCUCCCUCAUGCUCCUGGGGUCCAGAUGCAGCCAAUUCCUGAGGAUGCUGUCCAGGAGGACAGUGGGGAUGAGGAGGAGGAUGAUCCUGAGAAACGCAUUUCCAUCCGAAAUUCCAACAAGAGGAUCUCCUGUGAUGAGGAAUUCUCUGACUCCGAGGACGAGGGCGAGGGAGGGCGCAAGAACGUCGCCAACUUCAAGAAAGCCAAACGUGUGAAGGCAGAGGAGGAGAAGGAGGAGGAGGAGAAGAAAGAUGAGAAAGAAGAGGAAAAAGCAAAAGAGGAAAAAGCAGCAGCAACAGCAGCAGCAGAACCCAAAGGGGUGAAGGAAGAGACAAAAUCCACCUGAGUGGCUGCAGCUGCCUGCUUGGUGUAGGUUUAGCUCCUGGGCUGCCUCCUCCCCACAGGAUCUCUAUUUUAUAUAUGUUUUCUGUAUAUAUUUCUAUAUAAUUGUAUAAAUGACUGGAGAACUGUAAAUUAUUCCUGGCUGCUCUGCCCUGGGAGCAGGCAGGGCAGGAUUCUGAGCAGCCCAGCUUUGGUGAGCAGGGAGUUUCACCCUUUGCCUUCCACUGCCCCUCCUUGGUGUGGCUCUGCAAACACAAAAAUCACUUCCUCCCCUUCCCCCUCUCUGAAACAACCUUGGAAAAGAAUAAUUUAAGUAGGAGUAGUGUCUGCAGUACAGCUUAGGUGCAAAGAUGGCCAUCCAUUCUUGGUUUUCCUCUCUUUUUUUUUGGUGUUUUAAUGGGAGAAUUCCCACAUGAAGCCUGGGAGAGACUUUUGUGGUUUCCAGUUGGAUUCCACCACGACAAAAAAACAAAACCCUGCCAGCUGGUGCCACUUCUCAGGGUCAGAAUUGUGCAGUUCUUGAAGAGAGUUGGCUCCUCCCUGCAGCAAACUUGGGGAAAGAGAUGAAGCAGCUGAAAAGAAACCUGAAAAAAAAGAAACCUGAAAAAAAGAAACCUGAAAAAAAGAAACCUGAAAAAAAAGAAACCUGAAAAAAAGAAACCUGAAAAAAAAAAAAGAAACCUGAAAAAAAAGAAACCUGAAAAAUCCCUUUUUUUUUUUUUUCCUGUGUAUUUUUUUUAAAGUGAAUCAGCCCCAAAGCCCAGCUCUGGAAAAUCUCAAAUUCUAAAAUUCAAAUCCCCCUCAGGGGGAUGCCAGGAUCUGGAUCCAGGGGUGCACUCCAGGGAGGGAAGGGAUGGGAUUUCUUACCUGGCUUUUUAUUCCCCUCUCUGGGUGGGGAGGAAAUUCCUCCCUUGUGGCUUCAUUUUUCUCCUGGAUCCCCUCAGAGCCAGCCCAGAGCCCAGCUGACAUCUUCUCAUCACCUGUGUCCCUAAAAACUGAUUUUUUCCCUGAUUUUUAAGCCAAGUUUUCCCAACCUUUUCAUCCUGCAGGAACAGCAGAGGGGGCUCUGAGCCUUUUCACAGCUCCUCCCUUCUCACCUUUCCCCUCUCCUUUUUGGAGAGAAAAAAACCCCAAUUUUUAUGGGGGAGAAAUUGGGAUUUUUUACAUUUUUUGUUGGUUUUUUUUUUUUUCCAGGCAGUUCCCACUCGCUGCUCUCCUUUCUCAGGGGGAUCCCUCUGGAAUUCUGGACUCAUUCCAGAGGUUUUGCACCCUCCCACGGGAGCACUGCUGAGGUUUCAACUCCAAUAAUGCUGCUAAAAACUUCACACAGCUUCUUUUUCAAAGGGUUUAUUUUUUUAAUUCCUCCUUUUCUCCCCUCUCCCUUCUUUCCCCUCCCCUCACUGUGGAGUUUUUUAGUCUCUUUGGGGUCUGAGUGAGCUUUUCACUCUGAUUUUCAGUGUUUUUAUGUGAAGCAAGAGAGAGAUCAGUGUAACUUUUUGUCUGGGGGAUGUGGGAGGGAGGGGAAAAUCUAUUGUGGUUUUUUAAAGAAGCGUUUAUUUUGAAUUUUCAGAACCUUUGUAAUAAAACUGCUCCAUUUC
Haemorhous mexicanus (house finch) is the source of this 3149-nucleotide messenger RNA. It is a transcript of the gene HDAC1, whose product is annotated as histone deacetylase 1. Bases 95 to 1555 code for a protein of 486 amino acids. Gene Ontology annotation, molecular function: histone deacetylase activity. Lineage: Eukaryota; Metazoa; Chordata; Aves; Passeriformes; Fringillidae. The transcript is spliced from 14 exons. The record is from RefSeq and is a predicted model, not a curated record.